Molecule: messenger RNA, 962 nt
Organism: Suillus plorans
Lineage: Eukaryota; Fungi; Basidiomycota; Agaricomycetes; Boletales; Suillaceae
Exons: 5
Coding region: 75-641 (188 amino acids)
Source: RefSeq, a predicted model, not a curated record
CACCUGUAAUUGCCCAAAAGGGUUGGAUAGCUCCUUAGCCUUGAACUCCCUCGGGCUUGUGAUAUCAUAGAGUUAUGUCAUCUAGCUUUGCCUCUUCAUUCGCGCCCUAUACCCCUCCACCAGAUGACUCUUCCUACCGAUCAGCGCCGUCUUCAAGCUCCAAAGCGCAGUCGUGGUUUCCUGUUCACUCAUCCUCACGAGGAACAGAGAUAUCUUAUCAAUCUGGCGGUCUCCCUACAUUUAACAAUUCGAUAAGUGGGCAUGAGGACACUCAGGAAGAUGUUCAGCAGAACCAGUGGGAAACGAGUUAUGGAAUGCGUGUGGAUGUUCUAUCAGCCUUCGCAUAUAUCUUGGGUCCGAUCUCAGCUUUGAUAUUACUUGUGCUGGAAACUCAUAACGAUUAUGUUCGGUUUCACGCCUACCAAUCUGCCUUGUUAAUGACACCCCUGCUAUUAGUGCGCAUAUUUGCAUCACUACUCGGGUUUCCUUCGUGGAUGCGGUCAUUUCUCACUAUUUCAUUCGCACUUUCCGCACUUUUCAUGGCCGUACGAGCGUACUUUGGAGCUUCGCGCGGAGGUCUCACACGUUAUCAUAUCCAAAUAAUCGGGCCGCUCGCUGAGAGAUGGGUCUUCGAGGAAUGAGCUACUCUCCUCCGCGAUAUCAUCCAACAUCAAUGUACACCAGGAUUACACCCUCUAUCUAUGUAGCAACGAAUACGUGAAAACAUAAUAACAAGCGGCGGCCCAUUUCGAGCAACAGCAUGCAGUGGGUGCAAGCCACUGCAUUUUUCUAUGUCCACGCAGUUGAUUACGGGCGGACUGGGACACGCACACUGCAGGCCAACAAUUUUGUGAAGGACAAAGAACACUUUCCUUCUAAUUACUGAUGUUGUACGGAGGACCUACGCCUGACCUCCCGGUUACACCACAGUUACAGGGCUGCAUUGAAUUUUCUAAUAUUAC